Messenger RNA from Trematomus bernacchii (emerald rockcod), 1941 nucleotides. Its product is annotated as zinc finger protein 271-like. Gene Ontology annotation, biological process: central nervous system development; regulation of transcription by RNA polymerase II. Gene Ontology annotation, molecular function: DNA-binding transcription factor activity, RNA polymerase II-specific; RNA polymerase II cis-regulatory region sequence-specific DNA binding. Gene Ontology annotation, cellular component: nucleus. Lineage: Eukaryota; Metazoa; Chordata; Actinopteri; Perciformes; Nototheniidae. Bases 136 to 1542 code for a protein of 468 amino acids. The record is from RefSeq and is a predicted model, not a curated record. The transcript has 2 exons.
CCUGCGUCAGGCUCAAACUCACUGAAAAAUAGACAUGAAUCUGUCAGUGAUCAACGACGUAGUGCUGAAAAGAAACAAUUCGGGUGCUCUGUUUGUACGAAAUCUUUUACACAUAAAGGAUAUAUUAAGAACCAUAUGAGAAUCCACACAGGAGAGAAACCAUACAGCUGCUCAGUCUGUAAGAAAUCCUUUUCAGAGAAUGGAAGUUUAAAGGUACACAUGAGAAUCCACACAGGAGAAAAACCAUACAGCUGCUCAGUCUGUAAGAAAGCUUUUUCACAGAAUAGAAAUGUAAAGGUACACAUGAGAAUCCACACAGGAGAAAAACCAUACAGCUGCUCAGUCUGUAAGAAAUCCUUUUCAGAGAAUGGAAGUUUAAAGGCACACAUGAGAAUCCACACAGGAGAAAAACCAUACAGCUGCUCAGUCUGUAAGAAAGCUUUUUCACAGAAUAGAAAUGUAAAGGUACACAUGAGAGUCCACACAGGAGAAAAACCAUACAGCUGCAAUAAACAAUUCGGGUGCUCUGUUUGUACGAAAUCUUUUACACAGAAAGGAGAUAUUAAGAAACACAUGAGAAUCCACACAGGAGAGAAACCAUAUAGCUGCUCAGUCUGUAAGAAAUCUUUUUUACAUAAUAUACAUUUAAAGACACACAUGAGAGUCCACACAGGAGAAAAACCAUACAGCUGCUCAGUCUGUAAGAAAUCCUUUUCAGAGAGUGGAAGUUUAAAAAAACACAUGAGAAUCCACACAGGAGAGAAACCACACAGCUGCUCAGUCUGUAAGAAAGCUUUUUCACAUAAUAUAAAUUUAAAGGCACACAUGAGAAUCCACACAGGAGAAAAACCAUAUAGCUGCUCAGUCUGUAAGAAAUCCUGUUCAGAGAGUGGAAGUUUAAAAAAACACAUGAGAAUCCACACAGGAGAGAAACCACACAGCUGCUCAGUCUGUAAGAAAGCUUUUUCACAUAAUAUAAAUUUAAAGGUACACAUGAGAAUCCACACAGGAGAAAAACCAUACAGCUGCUCAGUCUGUAAGAAAUCCUUUUCAGAGAGUGGAAGUUUAAAAAAACACAUGAAAAUCCACACAGGAGAGAAACCACACAGCUGCUCAGUCUGUAAGAAAGCUUUUUCACAUAAUAUAAAUUUAAAGGCACACAUGAGAAUCCACACAGGAGAAAAAUCAUACAGCUGCUCAGUCUGUAAGAAAGCUUUUUCACAUAAUAUAAAUUUAAAGGCACACAUGAGAAUCCACACAGGAGAGAGACCAUACAGCUGCUCAGUCUGUAAGAAAUCCUUUUCACAGAGUGGAGGUUUAAAGGUACACAUGAGAGUCCACACAGGAGAGGAAAUAUACAGCUGCAGUGUUUGUGACAAAAGAUUUAAAUGGUGUACUGUUUUCAAAAGACACAAGUGUGUUGGUCGUCAGUCCUCACAGCUUAAUGAAAUUCAAACUGAGGAUAACAGAGAGGCAGAGCCUCCAAUCAGCAGCUCAGCUGAACACAUGGCAACAGAAGCUGAUGGAGAGGACAAUGAAUAAGUCUUGAAUAUGACAGUUCACAAGUGAAAAAAUCUGUCUGACUGGAUAAACAUUGUUGCACAACAUUCAUAUAAGACUUAAAUGAACUCCAUCUUUAUCAACAUGAGUGGACAAUAUGUUUAAUGUUUUUGUCAUACUGAUUUUCUGAUUUAUAUGUUAAACACUGACUGUUGAUGAACCAUUUUAUUUUUGGAUUGAGGGCUCCAAGUUUCCAUGUAGAGAUAUAGGAUGAUUUGAUGUAUUUUUCUUUAUUUCUAAAUGUUUUGUAUCAUUGAUCCCUGUUAAUGAGCUCUGUUUUACAUACAUGUACCUGUUAUCUGAUUGUUUUUGAGAACCAAGUCUCUUAAAAUUAGAAUCAAUUGUUGUCAGAAUGAAUAAACGAGUGUGCAGUUCCAACAU